This is a messenger RNA of Panicum virgatum (switchgrass), 3215 nucleotides long. RefSeq names its product LRR receptor-like serine/threonine-protein kinase FLS2. Gene Ontology annotation, molecular function: protein binding. NCBI's taxonomy places the organism in Eukaryota, Viridiplantae, Streptophyta, Magnoliopsida, Poales, Poaceae. The record is from RefSeq and is a predicted model, not a curated record. The transcript has 2 exons. Bases 51 to 2315 code for a protein of 754 amino acids.
AUUUCUAUGGCUACUUCACUGGUCGUCCACUCGAGUCAGCAGUCAAACGCAUGUUUCAGAAUAACCAGAGAAUAGAAAUAUCUACACUAUCCAGAUUUAUCCUAUAUAUAAUAAUAGGUCACACAAUUGUAACUUGGAAACCGAAAAUCAGUAGUGAAAUGGCUCCCGCAAAGGCACACCUCCACAACCUUCUGCUUGUGUUCAUAACUUACUUCCUCAAGCUUAGCACUGCAGCGCCUUGCCUCCCGGAUCAGGCUUCUUCCCUCCUCCAGCUAAAGGCUUCCUUCAUCGGUGACAGCUUACCAUCAUGGCAAGCUGGAACGGAUUGCUGCCACCACUGGGAGGGCGUCACCUGUGACAUGGCCUUUGGAAGAGUCAUUUCUCUUGACCUCGGUGAGUUCGACCUGACGAGCAGUUAUCUUGAUCCUGCAUUGUUCAACCUCACCUCUCUCAGGAACCUCAGCCUUGCAUUCAGUGACUUCAAUGAAGCCUUUCUCCCAGCUUCCGGGUUUGAGCGGCUCACAAAUAUGAUCCACCUCAACCUCUCGUGGACCAGUUUUCGGGGUCAGAUUCCAAUUGGAAUUGCUUGCCUCAAGAACCUUGUCACCAUUGACUUGUCUGGUAAUUAUGCUUUGUAUUUUGAACGGCCAAGUUUCCAAACCUUCAUGGCCAAUAUGAGCAAUCUGAGGGAGCUUUAUCUUGAUGGAGUGGGUUCACUACGGCAGAUUGGAUCGAAUUGGUCAAGUGUUUUAGCAGACUCAGUUCCCCAGCUACAGGUUCUUAGCUUGUUUGGGUGUUUUAUAUCAGGUUCUAUCCACCCCUCAUUCUCAAGGCUUCGCUCACUUACGGCGAUCAACUUGGGAGCCAAUUUUGAUCUCACCGGCAAAAUACCUGAGUACUUUUCUGAACUAUCUUCCUUAACCAUUUUAGACAUAUCACGAAAUCAGUUUGAAGGGCGGUUUCCAACAAAAAUCUUCCAGCUAAAAAGUUUGAGGACUCUUGAUUUGUCCGAUAACCCCAUGCUUUCUGUGAGGCUAACACACUUCCCCGCUGGAAAUAAUUUGGAAACACUAAAUCUAGCAGGGACCAAUUUCUCUUAUGACAUGCCGUCCUCGUUUGGCAAUCUUGAGUCUUUAAAGACAUUGGGGCUUAACACGAUGGGCAUUGAUGACAAACUCCCUGCUUUGAUAUCUAAGCUUCCAUUAUUGGACGACCUGCGACUACAACUCAUGGGAUCAAAUUUGGAGAACCCAGUAUUGUCUUGGGUCAGCAAUCUUACCCGACUGACACACCUAAUGCUUAAUGGUUAUGACUUCUCUAAAUCGAUUCCCACUUGGAUCGGCAAACUGAUAAGGCUACAAAGUUUGAAAAUGGAGGACUGCAGUUUCUCUGUGCCAAUACCGUACCAGAUUAGAAAUCUUACAGAAUUGGCAGAGCUGAAGUUAAGGAGUUGUGACUUCUUUGAGCAGAGAAUGCCUUCUUGGAUAGGCAAUCUUACAAAGUUGACUUCUUUGAACAUCUAUAAUUGCAAUUUCUCUGGGUCAAUACCCUCAACAAUUGGGAACUUGAUCCAACUUGAGGAGCUGAUGGUUGAGUCUUCUAACAUCACUGGAAAAAUUCCGAAGUCUUUGUUCACUCUUCCCGUCCUGCAAUAUCUUGUUCUAAAUGGGAAUCAGCUUGUUGGUUCAUUGGAAGACAUUCCUGCUCCUUUUUCCUCACCAUUGAGGAAAAUUGAUUUUGGAAGUAAUCAAUUAACAGGCCCAAUACCCAAAUCAUUUUUUCAGCUUACGAAUCUUCAGGGUCUCAGUCUUGGCUCAAAUAAAUUGACAGGCACAAUAGAACUUGGCUCUAUCUGGAGGUUGAGAAAUCUCAAAUAUCUUAACCUGGGUAACAAUAUGAUAUCACUCGUAGAAAAAGAAGGUGAUACGAUUUUCUCUCAUUCCCUUAAAAUCCAGGUCCUAUACCUUGCAUCUUGCAACCUUAAAAAAUUUCCGGCAUCAUUAAAAUAUCUUGACACUAUUAUGGAUCUCGACCUAUCAAAUAACCAAAUAGAAGGGGCCAUACCAAGUUGGGUAUGGGACAACCGCCCUUUUUGGUUGAACCUCUCAAACAACAUGUUUACUACUUUAGAAAAGUCUCCUAUUGUUCAGAUGACAGAUUUAAUUUCUCUUGAUCUCAGUUUUAAUAGACUUCAAGGAAGCAUACCACCAUUAACUUCAUCCUACCUGCUUCUGUUGGAUUGCUCGACAUCAGAAACUGAAUCUUCCAGGGGCCGCGAGGCAAGUUUCAAACGCCUUCUCUAUACAAGGCGCUGAUGGCGGUAACAGCUCCUCCAAAUGACUUUGCUGAGCUGGUAAGGAACAAUUGUGCACCGCCAAGGGUCAAGUUCUUCAUAUGGCUGCUAGUCCAGAAUCGGAUACCAUACCCGCACCAACUUGCUUAAGAAAUCGGUCAUCACGGAUGCUACUUGCGAACUGUGUCACAACUGUGACGAGUCCGUCGACCACCUCAUCUUCACAUGCCCAGUUGCGGCAAGCUUGUGGCAACACGUGGGCAUAGCGAGAAGCACAAGCGCCACGGUCAGCAACCUGGGCGCGCUGAAGCGACCGGAUGCAAUACCAGCAAAGCACUUCUCCGUCUUCGUCUUUGUGUGCUGCUGGAACAUUUGGAAGGGUAGGAACCGGGUGGUCUUUGAUGCAACAGAACCGUCGCUGCAACUGUUGCUGCGCAACUGCAGAGAGGAAGCUCGAGUCUAGGAACGAGAUCCUCUGCAUUUGCUCUCUGAACGGCAAGGGGACUCGCUACGCCUGAUGCUGUUCGUUUGGCAUCAGACAACACCCAGGUUCAGGAGAUAAUACACAAACUACACCUGCUGGCCCAGGAGCUUUAUACGGCCCAGUCGGACGCAAGCAGUGGAGGAAAAGGGCACGAGGCCGAAGGAAAAGAGCGGGUGAACGAAAUAUAUACAGUGAGGCCAACAGAACCACGACGGAGUUGAUCGCCGGUAGAGAAGCUGUUGUGCUCUUGAAUCUCGUAUGUAAGUCUUAAUCUGUCUUCUCUUGACGUCUUCAACAUGCUAGGCUCAGUGGUACUAAUAUAACAUCUCAUCAUCAGAUUACUUAAACUGCAUCAAACUUUACCUUUUUCUUGAACGAAGUAGCCGGUUGAAAUUGUAUUAUGUGGCAUGGAGAUCGAAGACGCUAAAAUAGAAGAGG